Messenger RNA from Paramecium sonneborni, 3617 nucleotides. NCBI's taxonomy places the organism in Eukaryota, Ciliophora, Oligohymenophorea, Peniculida, Parameciidae. The record is from the annotation of a GenBank genome assembly.
AUGGCGAUCAAUUUAUUUUAAAACUCAAACAAUAAUAGUAAUUGGCAAUAACAAAAAAAGUAUGUGUUAAUUGAUAUUUAUUAGUACCAAAGUUGAAGGUUCCUAUAGAGCUUAAUUUUAACAAAUAAAAUUAGACUAUAUUCCAAAUGAUUCCUAAAGUUUUGGUCAUCAAUAUUCUACAUCUAUUAUUUUUUAAUAAGAAUAUAAAGGAAUGGUAUUUUUAAUUAAUCAAUAAAGUCUCUUAUGAUGGUGAGAUUGGAAGAUUAUUAUCUUAUAAGAUCAUAGUAAAUUCAACGUUCACAUUAAUCUAUGAUUCAAGAUGCUUGUAGUCAAGGACUUUUCAAUUCAAAAUUGAUCACUAAUGUUAAUUCUUAAAGUAAACACCUAACUAAAUAUUAGCUUUAUAACCUCCUUAAUUUUAAAAUUCUAGAAAUUCAUGGAAAAAUAAUAGUUCAACUAAUAAUUACUAAAGUAAUACAUUUACUUCAAAUAAUAUCUUUAAUCCAAAUAACACAAAUACUACAAAAAAUGUCUUCUAAACAUAAUCAACAACUGAUAAUAUAUUUAAUAAUCCUAUAAAUUAGUAAUAAAAUCAAGUAUUUUAAUAAUAGUCGAAUAGUAGUACAAAUAUUUUUUAACAACCAAAUAAUUAAAACAAUAUUUUUAGCUCUUCUAAUAAUAACACUAAUAAUCUUUUUAAAUAAUCUACCACUCCAACCAAUGUAAAUAAUAAUCUUUUUGCAUAAACAUCUAGCAAUAAUAUUUUUCCUUAAAAUAAUUAAGCAAAUAUAUUUUAAUAACCACAACAAUAAAGUCUUAAUUUAUAAAAUUAACCAUCCUUGGUUCCUUAAAAUAAUUUAUAUCCUUAAAAUAAUAUCUUCUCUUAGCCUAAUUUAAUCGGAUUCAAUAAUGGAUACAAUUAAUCUUUUAUGUAUGGAUAACCUAAUUUAUAUUCUAUGAAUUAUUCACAACCCCCAUUUCAUUCAUCUAUGCUACAACCUUAAGGUUAAUAAUAAAUAAUAUAUCCUUAACUUUAAUAAUUAGAAAAAGUUAAAGAUGCAGCUGACAUUUUAUAAAACUAUUCUGAUGUGUUGAAAUAAAAAUAUCAAUAAUUCUAAGAUCUACAAAAAAAUGAAGAAUAGCAUUUUGAAUAGCAAGAACUUAUUAUAGAAGAGCAUGAGCGACAGAAUUAAUAAAUUAGAUAAUAAAGAGAAAGAAUUUUAAAUUAAUCAAUAUCAGUUAGAGCUAAUAAAAGUAAAUCACCUUCACCAUUUUCUAAUUCAAGAGCUGGAAAAUCAUCAACUAAUUAUAAUAAAAUCAAUUCUAGUUUACAAAGAUCCCAUAUUGUUGAAUAUAAUAAUAGUUAGAUUUCAAAUUAUGAUAAAUAAGAUAAUAGUUUUCAUAUUAUUGUAAAUUUUUUAGAAAGCGAUAAAUAAUAUCCAACAAUUAUAUAAUCAUUCAAAUCAAAAAGUAAAAUUGAACAUGUUAAAUUCUUUAUAGAAAAUAUACUAUCUGAAUAAAAUAUUUUUGGAAAAUAAAGAUAUUUAUACUUUUAGAUGGUAAGAAUCAAAACUAAAUAAGAUUUUGUUCUUGAUGAUACAGUAUAUAUAGAGAAAUGCCCAAGAUUUAUCAUAUUCGAGUAUUUUAGCACAAUUAAACCAAAACUAACAAAACCAGGGUAUAAAUGUAAUGUAAAUUUUGAUCAAAAAACUGAAUAAGAAUUAUCUAAUAUUGAAGAUUUUUGUAUUUCAAAUCAAUUUGGAUAAGUUCGAUGGUUAAAUCCAUGUAAUUUGCUUUAUUUAGACCUUGAUAGGAUUGUUGAUUUAACUUAAGAAUGCAUUAAUCUAUAUGAUUCUGAGAUUAUUCAUGAUUAUCUUAAACCAAAUAUUGGAAAUAAAUUAAAUAAAGAAUGUGAAAUUACAUUUAACUUACCUGUUAAUCUAAAAAUACAUGAUAAUGAUAAAUUUGAAUAAAGUCUAAGAUUUUAAGCAGAUGGAAAAAAUAUUGAAUUUAUCAAAUUCGAUAGUACAAAUCGAUCUUAUACAUUUAAAGUUUAACAUUUUUCAGGAUAUUAAUUUAAUUCAGAUUACUAUUCUUCAGAUGAUUCAACUCAUUUGAAUCAGAUAGCUAUCCAAACUAAUGCAAGUGUUAUUUUGGGUUAGUUAGAUGAAGAAAGAUAUUCUUCAUCAUCAGAUGAUAAUUGUAAUGGAGAUUAAUUAGAGGAAUUAAAAUAAUUUAAUAUUAGAUAUAAAACACUAACAGAUACUUUAAGAAAUUUAAAUAUAUAAAUGAAAAAUGAAUAAAUUAUUAAAUUUAAUUUGAAAAGUAAUUUAUAAGUACCCUUAAAUCAUCAACAAUAUGAUUAUUAAUUGUAAAAUUCAAGUAUUCUUAAAAUUUUAUUUCUUCGACCUUUAAAUAUCCCUUAUUAAUCAUAAAAAAUGAAACUUUCUACUUAAAUGAUUUAAAUGUUUUAGAUUUUUGAGGAUAAAACUUUUUAAUUUUCAUUAAAAGUAUUAAAUGCUCUUUUUGGAGAUACAUCAAUUAAUCUUGGAAAAUAUGCCAAAUAAUUAAAAAAUAGUAUUUUUAAUUUGGCAGAUCUACAAUCAAUACCUUAACAUAAAUAAGAUAGAGGUUUAUUUUUAAGUUUAAUAUUUGAAAAAUAAAAAAAAAGGUAAAAUAAUGAUUUUAGGGAGGUCGUUUCUUAAGAAAAGAACUUAAAUCCCAUAUAAAAAAUAUUAUUAACUAUAAAUUCUAAAUCUCAAAAAAAAAUAGAUUUACUUAAUGGUGAUGUAAUAGAUGAAUUUAUUAAUUGGAGAAUCAACUUUCAAUAACCUAAACCUCUUUAUUAGAAGGAAUGGUGGUUAAGCCUUUAUGAACAUUUUAAAGGAAUGUCAAUCAAGACUAUAGAUCAAGCUGCCCUUUACUAUUACUUAAUAAUGAAAACGAAAUAACCUAAUGAAUCAUAUGAUAUUUUAUUAAAUUAUAUUUAAUAAAGCUAAGACUCCCUUGUUUAUUUACUUUUUAUAAUAAUAAUUAGAAAAAAUACAAUAAAUAUUUAAAAAAUAAAAAUUUUAGCUAGAUCUUUAUUAUCUAAAUUAGUUAAUAAUAGAAUAAACUUCGAAAUAAUCAACCAAUUUAUAGUUAUAUUAAAACAGAAGAUAUUUGAGAAGGAAGAAAUUUCAAGAUUGAUAAAUCAAAUAAAUAAAUAUCCAAAUUAUUUAGAAUUUGCUUAUGAUGAAGAAGAGAUAUAAAAAUACAUAACUAAUUAAGAUUAUAAAAAUGCAUACAUUUAAAUAAUAAGGUAAUAAAAGAUUUCAGAAUAUAAGUAAAUAAUAAAUGAUUAUGUUCUCCCAUGUCUUGUUAUAGACAAUUAAAGAUAUUAUGAAAAUUAAUAGGAAAAUGAUGUAACAACAUAAUUAAUAAAUCAUAUAUUAGAUAAUUGCUCAUACAGUUCUGAUAUAAUAACAUUAGCUUAGGUAAUUAUAUAAAAAAUUAUAAUUUAGAUAUAUAUGGGAAGAUUAGAAUUUGAUAAUAAUCUAGUUGACAAUUUAAUUGUUUUUAACGAAUAUUAAUAUUUUAUGAAACAAAAAGUUUUGUAAUAAUAUGUUGAUUUUUGA